Messenger RNA from Mesorhabditis spiculigera, 4932 nucleotides. Lineage: Eukaryota; Metazoa; Nematoda; Chromadorea; Rhabditida; Rhabditidae. The record is from the annotation of a GenBank genome assembly.
AUGGGGUGCUGUAGCGCUCGCGUGGCCACCUGGGUCUUGGCGCUUGGUGGAGCGGUUUUAGUGAUCUUGGGAGUAGUUUCCCUUACCGCCAUUGCUCAUUAUAUCGAUCAAAAUGUGGUUGAGAGGAGCUACAUUGGCUAUGAAGAGCUAAAAAACGGCAGCCGCGCCCUGAACGAGGUCACAGAAAAAUGGAUCAAGCCACCCUUUUCGAUGUAUUUACAGAUCUACAUGUACAACCUCGAAAAUGAAGCUGCUGUCCUGAAAGGAGCCAAACCAAGUGUCUCCCAAAUUGGACCAUUCACCUUUAGAGAGGUAAUGGACAAGAAAUUCUUGCAAUUCGCGAAUAACGAGACCGAAGUAUUCUACCGUAAUACAAGAACCUAUUACUUUGAUCGAACAAAGUCGUGUCCGGAGUGUCUGCUAACGAAGAAGGUCACAAUCCCGAAUAUCGUUUUUCAGAAAAUUAUCGAUCUUGCUGACAGCAGCUUCAGCGCGAUCAUUGCUUCCAUAAUUGCUAGCGUCGGCCGAGAGACACCGUAUAUUACAGUGACGGCUGGAGAGGCUCUUUUUGAAGGCUACGUCGAUCCUCUAAUUGGAAAAAUUUGCUCGAAUCCAGUGAUUCGGCCUCUCUGCAAAGGUGCCCAAAUCCCAGAAAGAAUCGGAUUCUUCUACGGGCAAAACAAUACUGAUGACGGGUUAUACCAUAUUAAAACUGGGCUAGAAGAUCGAUCGAAGCUUGGAAAGAUUCUCUCCUGGAACAACAUGACGAUCCUACCGGAGACUUGGUGGUCCAACAAACAAGCCAGAAUGAUUAACGGCACUGAUGGUCAGCUCUUCCCACCUCUCAUUGAAAUGUAUCAAGACCGGACGCUUUUUGCCGGACCAGCCUGCCGAACUGUACAACUCGCAUAUAGAGAAAUGGCUUCUGUAGAGGGAGUACCGGCUUAUAGAUUCGGGGUUCCUGAUUCGAUGUACGAUCCUACGCUUCCGGAAAAUAUUGGAUUUUGCAAUAAUGCUACUCCCACCUUCUUCAAUGACACUAGGAUUCAGCCAAAGGGCUGUCUCCCACCCGGACUCCUUGACAUCAGCCGCUGCCAACCCGGGAACCCCAGAGUCUACAUCGGAAAUGCUCACUUCUUGGGAGCACCAAAAGAAGUCCACGAUGCUGUGAUCGGAAUCCCGGAACCAGAUGCAAAACUCGACGAAACGAUAGUUGAUAUCGAGCCGACCAGUGGAGCAGUGAUCAAUGCUAUUCGACGAGCUCAAAUUAACCUGGGAAUGCGAAAGGGGAAAUUAGCCGCCCUCGCUAAUACCACCGACAUGAUCUACCCAAUCUUGUGGAUCAACGAGACAGCAUAUUUUGAUGAAGGAACGAAGGCCGAAUUGAAGGGAGAGUUGUGGAGGGCUAAACAUUGGGUGUUUGGAGUUGGCCUAUCCCUCAUCUUCGGAGGUGUGAUGUGCUGGUUGGCCUUCGUUGGGUAUUACAUCGUGGUUAACUGCUGUUUGGGAACCAAACCCGAUGAAGAACCUCUACUCACCGGUGAACCUGCCGAGGAUGAGUAUAUGGAUGCGUGGGACAUCCGCACGCCGAAGUUUACAGUUGCCUCAUUGGCGCCUAGUCAAGAUCCGGCUUCAACGAGCGCCGCUAACACAAGGAGCUUUAAAAAGGAAUGGGAAAAAUACCAAGUACUCCAGCUGGCAGGAGAAAUGAAGAAACACCAGAAAGAUAUGGAAUACGUCGCCAGGACUCGAAGCUUGAACUAUGACGUAAAGAUCUUGGCAAUGCGAGGCGAUGGUACGAAGAUCGUUCAAAUCCUGAUGAAGGAUUUGCAAAAGACGAAUUCUACAAGCGAGCGUCUUGUUGUGACAGAAGCAUAUAUGGCACUUGGCAAAAUUUUUGAAAAGAAUAUUGGGCAUACCGGGGAACCUGUGAAUAUGAUGCCACUCUUCAUCGCGACAAUCAACUUGUUGAACUUUGCGAAAGAAGUGAAGAAGCAUGAUCUGGCUGCUGGCCUUCUAUAUUUGUUGAUGAAGUUGGAAAAAUGGGCAGCUGCACGUCCAGUUGAUGAUCAUACAAGAACGAUCAGCCGAGAGAUAGCCGAUACUGAGCAUCGAUUCGGCGCGAGGAUUGGGUUUCUGAACAUGGCCAAAGUCAACGCGCCAUUCACCAUUGAAGAUCGUGGAGAAAUGCGGACCCGGUUGAUUCAACUAACUGGAAAAUUUGAAGAUUUGAGGCUGCGACCGGCUGGGAACGAUUACGAUACGAAUUUGAGACUCGUCGAUACGAUGCGAGAUCCCGUGCACUCCGAGGACUACGAGGGAAACCCAUUUCAAGUCCAGGAAAUGAGCCAGGAAAAAUUGGAAGGCCUGUUUCUGGAGCAACUUUCGGCCGAACAGAAGACUUGGAUUACUAUGCGAAAUCCGUGUCACGACAGAGGCGCUGCUCCUGCCGAAGAAUACUUGCGUGAAUUCGGUUGGAAGGAGAAGCUGAAGGUGAAAUUGGAAGCUCACAGUUUGAAGAAGGGGCGGAAUUCAUUUCUAAUGUCCUUGAUCAAAUUGAUGGGCGCUGAAUCGGUUGCUGGGACGCUUAAUGAUACCAUCAUCAAUUUGUUCGCAAAGAACACUCUGUUCAUUCCACGUGGCGUAUUUCACCGGACGAUGGUCAACGCGUUGAUUAUGGACUUUCACAAGAAGUAUCGGGAAUCGACUUUUGCUCAGGAUAAAGAGGUGUGGCUGGGAUUUUUCGAAGAAUAUUCUCGCUACUUCCUCGAUCCGAAUAUCAGCCGCCAAUAUAGCCAUCGUGCCUGGUGGAAAUACAUCACGGAAUUGAAAGGCGCCUCAAGCUUUACACAGGUCCCCUAUGCUCCGCUCGGCUUCCACAACUACGAACAAAUCACUAACCAAUUGGAGACGAUCCUUCUCGACACCAUCACUUACACGAAGAAAAAUGGAAAAGCAGACUCGAAACCUCUCCCUGUAUUUUCGCUGAAGAAUAUUUCAAUCGAAGCGUUGCAAGGAGAAGGGGAUGACGUUACAAAGGGCACGCUCGUCCCAGCUAUUUGUAUCGACUCUCCGCUGAUGAAUCGUGUCACGUUCCGGUCGUUUUCUAAGCUGAAUUUUGCAAGUAAAGAGCUGCCGAUGGUGGUUCCUCCUCGUCCCUGGAAUGACUACGGGUCCGGCGGCCCUGAGUACAUGUGGCCCGGAAAGGUCGUCCGGAAUCACCCGGAUUUUAUGGAUUUCAAUUCGAAUCAUGAGUGCCGGAAGCGGUUGUUGAAUCCGGAGCAAGGUCGUCCGGUGUGGGAUGCGCUGAACUUGCUUGGCUCGACGCCGUGGAAGAUUAAUCAGCCCAUGCUCGAUCUACUGCUUCAGCUUUAUGCUAUGAGUAAGAGUCGGGACAAUCAUGCGCUGAUCAAACGCGUCGGGCUGCCGAUGUGCCCAAAAUCCCUCCCGCCGAUACCAUCCAUGGAGGAGGUAUUUGGAAGGACGGUCUCGAGCGCCGAAAUGACGGACAAGAUGCGGAAGCAGUACGGGUUCCGAAGGUGGCUGGCUACGAAAGAAAGAAACGAAGCCCACAGUCUUCGAAGCUUCCUGCUAUAUCGCCUGACGCAAGCAAACCAUUUUCGCAACAACACCCUCUACUUUCCUCAUAAUAUGGAUUUCCGAGGCCGUGUCUACCCAAUAUCGCCUCAUCUAUCGCACAUGGGCGAUGACGUCAACAGGUGUAUUCUGCAAUUUGCACGAGGACGGCCGCUUGGCAAGAACGGGUUGCAUUGGUUGAAACGGCAUGUGAUCAAUCUGACGGGUUUGUACAAGAAGAAAAGUGUCGAGGAGAGGGAUAGGAUCGCUGAUUCGCUGCUGCCCCUAAUCAUCGACUCGGCGAAACGUCCUCUAGAGGGUGGUGACUGGUGGAUGGAGUCCGAAGAUCCCUUCCAGACCCUGGCGGCUUGCAUUGAAAUCAAGAAUGCGUUGGAAGCUAAGAAUCCGGAAGAGUUUGUGAGCCACCUACCAAUCCAUCAAGACGGUAGCUGCAAUGGGCUGCAACAUUAUGCGGCCCUGGGUCGUGAUGAAGAAGGAGCUGGAGAAGUCAACCUGCUCCCUGCCGAGGUUCCUGGCGAUGUUUACACGUCCGUCGCUAAAAGGGUCGAGUUGAAACGCCAUGAAGAUGAGCACAACAUUGAAUCCCCGAACCACCAAAUCGCCCGCGCUCUCCGCGAGGCAAUGCCGCAGGAAGUCCCCCGAAAAGUGAUCAAGCAAACUGUGAUGACGACGGUAUACGGUGUUACCAUGUACGGUGCUGUCCUCCAGAUCAAAAAGCAAUUGAAGGCCAUGGAGCUGACGGGAGAUGCCGAGAAGUUUGCUGCGUACCUGGCGAAGAAGACGUUCCUCUCGCUUCACGAUGCCUUCAAGAGCUCUAUGGACAUGAAGGAAUGGUUUCGCGAAUGCGCGAAGGGCAUCUCCCAGCUUCACCGCACCACCGAAUGGGUCACCCCUCUCGGCCUGCCGGUCCCGCAGCCAUAUUUGAGACCGCAAAUAUACCAUGGCCAACGAAUUCUCAUCCCCCUCGAGUCCAAGCAGGUUUCUGCCUUCCCACCAAAUUACGUGCACUCCCUGGAUUCGACGCACAUGAUGUUGACGACAUUGGAAUGUGCUAGAAAGGGUCUCACCUUUGCCGCGGUUCACGAUUGCUACUGGACCCAUGCGGCCAGCGUCGAGGAGAUGAACAAGCUGUGCCGCGAGACGUUCAUUCGGCUGCACACCGAGCCCCUUGUCGAUCAGCUCAGCGACCAUUUCCAGAAGACGUACCUUCCGGAAGACCUCACCCAGCACAUGCACCCCCUUGAAAAGGACCAAUACGCCAAUCUGUUCAAGCCGAAAGUGCCGCCAGGGGAUUUGGACAUUGAAAAGGUGCGAGAUUCUGUCUACUUCUUCAGU